CUUAAACAGAGUUUAGUAAAAUUGGAAGUCAAUGCACUGGAAUAAAGCAGAGAACAUUAAAACCAGUUUAUGAUCAACUAAGAAACCCAAUAACAAGUAGGCCUACUCAAUAUACUUAUUAAUUGGGGCUUAGUUAGUAACUAUUAGUUAGCCAACAUAAUCAUAGUUUUAACUUCUUAUGAGUAGCCUACCAGUUAAACGGGUUGAGUUAAGGAAAACUAUAGACUAUCUAUAUAUAAUAUAAUAAUAUUAUUUAUAAUUAUUAAUUAACUAUAAUUUAAAUAAUUUUAUUAUAAUAUUAAUAUAAUUUAUAGUAUUAUUAAUAAUACUAAAAAGUAUUAAGUCAAAAUGUACUAUAGUAUUAGUUAUAUAUUUUGACUCUUCUGUGACUGUGUCAAAUAAUUUUAACGAAAUGAAAUGAUUAGGCCUAUUCAGCCUAUUCGCACAGCUGUGCGCGUAAAGCUCAUCGUUUUUCAAAAAUUUCGGUCUUAAUUUGGAGUGUGCUGCUGCUGUUCGGGCUGUCGAAGACUGCUGUCUUGCUGUGAAAGAAUGGAUGUCAUCAAACAGACUAAAAUUAAAAUUAAAUGAUGAUAAGACUGAGACAAUUAUUUGUAGUUCAGACGCCAAUCUUCGGAAAGUUGCCAUUGCAUCAAUAAAAGUUGGUGAAUCAGAGAUCCUAUUGUCCUCGACUGUCAGGGACUUUGGCUUUUAUAUUGACAAUAAACUUAGUAUGAUUCCCCAGAUCAAUUCUGUGGUCAAGGCGUGCUUCUGUCAUCUGCUUGCCCUGGGUCAGCUGUGUCCUCAACUCAAUAGGAGAACAGCCAAUGCUGUAGUGGUAACUCUAAUCCAGUCAAGAUUAGAUAACUGUAACAGUUGUUUGUGGGGUUUAUCUCAGAACCAAAUUCAGAGACUCUAAAGAUACAAAAUACUGCAGCAUGCAUUGUAUCGCAGAUGAAAAAAUCUGACCACAUCAACCCAGUUCUACGAGAUCUCCAUUGGGUUCCUGUGAGUGAACGCAUUAACUACAAAAUUAUGUCCCUGGCGUACAGCUGCAUAGAUGGCUCAGCACUGGAAUAUCUCAAAGAACUGAUUCAUAAACAUGUAGCCUUGAAGAGCCUGCCAACUUCAACACAGUACUUACUUAGAAGUCCUAGUGUGGAUGAACACAGAAAAAAGUCUUAUGGAGUGCGCUCUUUUGAAACGAUAGCGCCAAAAUUAUGGAACAGUUUGCCUCAAUCUUAGAGGGGAAUUGAAAAUGAUAAAAAAAUCAUUCAAGAAACAUUUUAAAACUUUUUUGUUUAAAUAGAUUUCGGAAAACCAGAGCGCAGUGAGCAUGCUAAGAGGGCAUGGAUAAAAAUAUAAAAAUCAAUCAAUCGAUCAAUUGGAUAAAUGAAAGAAUCAAAGCAUGUAACUGACUCCUUUCAAGGCAAAGAAAACUUCAGAGCCCAUGGUACCAGUCUCACUUAGGCUACAUAUUUUUAUUGCUAGCAUAAUAUUUAAUAUAAAUACUAGAAAUUUAGAGUUAUGUCUAGGAGGAUCGACUGGUUAUAUUAGUAACACUAACACAUAUAUUCUGGAGAAGGUCUGAGAUUACUCUCUUAUGAUCCUGGCUAGUACAUUGGCUACCAGCUCCAUCUGCUGAGCUGAACCAUACAACAUAUUCCUCACGUAGGGGUCUCCAACCGCCCUGGCUCCCCCCGGCACUGUGAUGAUUUGGAGCUGGACUUUAUAAAAUUUCUUUCCCAUCAAAUACGGCUUUGAAUACCCUGUAAUAUAACACCAUUCCCUCCCUACGUUUUGCCCCGCAGACGCUUAACACGAGUGAGUUCCCUUGUGUUAUGGCAUUCCUGUCAAAGUUCGCUCACCUCCAGAGCGUGCAAUUUUGCGGUCAACCCAUCCCACCGAAAAACCUUGAGGAAAUUAAUACCGUCACCCCCCUCAUUUCUGCCCUGGAGACAACGAAGAGGAGUAGCGCCCCUUAGUUGUUAUUGCAUUUCUUAACCAGAUUGCUCACGCGAAAGCGUGAUUUUGGAUUCUCACCUCACCCCAAUUAACCUUGAGGGUUGAAGGUCAAACCCGCAACAGUGAAAGUAAUUGUCAUUGGAUGGAAAAACAUAGAACAUUUGAAUCACCCAAUUGAAUCAUCACCUAAUCGCCACCCAACUCGAAUAAAUAGUCUGAACAAGCAACAUUCUGUCUUUUAUGAUCAUGCUCUUAGAACUUAUCUAGCGUGAUUCAUAACUGCAACCUAGGACUUAGCAAGUACACGUCUUUUAAGAUCUGAUCACUCAGUUGUGAACGCUUGAAGUAACUGGACUUAGUACUUCACCAGCGAGAUACUUAACUGCGACUGCUACUAGAGUACUACCUGGUUUCUAUUACUGGACCGACUUACCUUGAGCUGACGCUAGGGGAUUGAUCUACAUCCUACUCCAAACUACCUGUCAGCCACCAAAAGGACUUCGAGUUCCAGUCACUCUCACCACCACGAUUCAUCGCGGGAGAGUCAUUUUCCCCAUCGCAGACAUUCCACGGAAUCUACGACCGGGAACUCCGACUUCGCUACGCCUAGAACAGCUACGAAGGCCGGAACAGGGACACGCUUCUAGAACUGAAGGAAUUCCCUUACUAUGAUCCACCGAGAUCAUCACUAGGACUAUAAAGGAUAAGUCCACCAAGAUUGAGCAUAGAACUUGAGCAAAAUUUAGCAUUUUUAUGAUGAUACCGUUUGUAUGUUAGGGACACUUGCUUUGCAAUAAUAUACAUUUCUAAUUGGGAUAAAGUCCAUUUGAUGAUUAUAUGUUAAGCACCAGGAGUGUGUAAAGGAGGAUUUUGUAAAUAUUGUUAUUCAUUAAAUACUCAUAGUUAUUUAUCCUUUACCUGAGACUUCGUUUCGGUCUAUACUAUAUGUAAAUAGAUAGGUGUUAUGUCUGUGUGGUAGUUUGGCUCAAAUAACGUACCCCUAGACAGAGAGCCAAGAGGAGGUCUCAUACGAGAGAUACUCCUCACUAAUAUAUUAAAAGUCAAAUCACCACAGGCACAUCUAGUGAGGGACAUUGGGUCAGUAGUAACACUAUAAAGGUCGAAUAGACCCUAUGUUGGCCCUUAACAGAGCAGAUGUAUGCACAAUUAAUUAUCCAAUAAUUUUUUUUAAAGAAUUCACAUAAUAUGGAAUUAGGCCUAUAAUAUGGUGUGACUUAAUGAUGGAUUGUAGGCUUUAGUUAGGCCUAUUAAAAUGUUUGAUUUAAAUUGUGCAUAGCUUUGGGCUAGAAAUGUGUUUGUGCCAUGCUCAUUAAAGAUGGAUCUUUCCUACACUACUUAACAUUCCCCCCUCCCGGCUUGGAAGUUGAUCCUAAUCAUUUCUAGAAAUGUGCGUAAUUAUGCAAAAAUUACUGUCUGCCGAAAAUGCUCUGCGUUAUUCAAAAAUUUCGGUCUGCCACAUAACGCUUCCCUAAUUUUAUAUAAGUCUAAUUAGUAAGUAAAGAGUAAUUAUAACACUGGACUUGGAGAACAAAAAAAUGUGUCUGCUACAAUGAGUAACAAUGGGCUUCUAAUUAAAUUAUCUACAGUAUACGGUGGUGGAUUAGCCUAGGCCUGAUACAUAGGCACUUCAGUAAAGUCUGGAAAAUGCAAAAAAACAGAGUAUACCGAUUUCAUUAUCAAAAUGUCGACCUCCACUUCUUAAUUUACUGGUUGUUUACUAUUCUUUUACCAAUUAUAUCUCAGCUUGCACAUUCUAUUUUCACCCACAUCUUUGAGUAGACAUUGUUUUUUCAUUAAACACUUUAUUUUGUUCCAAAAAGGAUUUGAGGUUUUCACUUUGAAAAUAGAAGAUAAAAUAAGACUAACUUUAAUCAUUCAUUAUUUGUUUAGAAAAUGUUUUUUUUUUUAAUUUUAAAGUUGUCCAUAGAUAACAGCAUUAAUUACUAUGUAUCCAAAAUUAUUGAGGUUAGGACCAAUGGAUUGGUGAAGAAAAAUGUGUCCACCUCUUUCACAUGUGUCCCAAAAUUACUUUUUAUUAAUAGCUGACUUUUUAAAAAGUAAAUAACUUGAUUGACACUCAGGAAAUUCAGCUUAUUAUUUUAUUAUUAUUUUUUAUUGCUAAUUUUUAAAUGAAGCGCGAUUAGCCUAGCCCUAAGCUCAGUGCCGUCUUAAGUCAUGGGCCCAGUGGGCACUGGCCCUGGGCCCCUCGCUUAUAAGGGGCGCUACGUUUCUAGGAGACUCACUCUUAAAGAGGCAUCAUGCUUUAUAUAUUUUUUAAUGACCAUUGAAAGAUUUUGAAAAUUUAAUUGGAUCUAAAAUUCCCAAUUUCAACCCAUGAUUAUUUAUCAGCACAUACCAAAAUUAAUAUUAUAAGUGCCAAUCAAAGUUUGACAAUUUUUUAAACUUUUAAAAGGGAAUAGCACUUGUUAACAAGUUUGACUUUUCCCCAGACAUGAAUCGAAAAAUAAUAAAGUAAGAAUCGGCUUCGCAGUACAAUGGGGAAAAAAACGUUUCAACUGGCUUUUACUUGUGCGCAUGGAAAUUGACAUCAUUAAGACCAUCGACUUUAAAACAAUAAUAAAUUAAUUCUCUGCAAAAAAAAAUACGCAAACGAUUAUGUUGAUUUUUAUAAAAUAAUGUAUUCUAUUUGUCAAUAAUGAUAAUUUAUUAUCCACUGUAAUUGUGAUUAUUUAUAGUUUAUUUCUGAUAAUGUUUUAAAACUAUUAUUGAUUUUAAAUGAUUUUGUUUUGUGUAUCAUUCAAUUGAAUUCAUCAAAGUUUAACUUAAUUGAAUGUUUAUUUUGUUUUUUUUUUUUUUUUUAUUUUUUUCCGUGUGGGGGGGGGGGGGACCCCGCCCCCCCCCCCCCCCCCCCGUUUGAGCAUGGUGCUAGUGCCCCCCUUCUCACAGCCCAGAUAUGUUGUGUUGCUAGGGGCCCCAGUGCAUUGCUGUGCCCAGGGCCUACUAUGUUGGUAAGAGGGCCCCGCUUAAGCUGGUUUACCGCGCUAUAUAAGACCUCUGUAAUAAUAAUAAUAAUAAUGUAAAUUAUUAUUAUUAUUAUUAAACUUUAAAAAACUCACUCAGAUCAACUGUAACACAAUAAUUUGUAAAGAGUAUGUGUAACAUAAAGUGGCAAAGUAAUUUAAUGAUUUUGUGUACCCUAAAACAAAGCAAAAAUGAAGUCAAAAAUGUAUUUAUGAUUCAAACAGCUGCAAUAUAUUUUUAAAAAUUAGAAAACUUUUUUAGACAUUUUUUAUCUUAAAUUGUUUUUGACCCUGAUGUUUUAUGUUUUUACCCCAACAAUCCUUUUCAUGAUAUUAUAUACUUUGUCUGAUUCCAAUCAGGCUUUCUAUACUAUUCUUAGGCAAUGUGUAUGUCUUAUGUAUUUCCCACUGUGACUAGCAUCAUCAGGCAUCUGGUAGAAUGCCUUGACAUUCAGUGAAAGGCCUAAAACAGAAUGCCUCUAUUACACACUUUGCAUGUAACAUAUAUGUGAAUACUAUGUAUAUUUCUUGAACACAUUGAUAACUUAAAGGCAGAUUCUGUCUUCAUAUUUGGAAAUUGUGUGUUGAAAUCCAUAAAACACAUUUGUUUUACUUUCAGUACCAUUAGCAUCAUCUUUGUUGACCAGUGUAAUACUACUAAUAGUAGGCUUGAUCAAAACAUGUUUUGAAAAAACUGAACUAACAGUACCUACAUUUAGCAGUACCUUCUGUGCAUACAUUCUGUGCGAUUCAACAAUGCAUUCAUCAUUUGACCUGAUUUUCUUUUCCAUCUAGUGAGUGCAUUCCUGAUUUUUCUGAAAGAUAAAUCAAUCAACAUAAGAUAAACAAGAUGAUAUGCCCAUUUAUUGUGUGUUCCUGAAUGUUGUUGGACAGAUAGCUUAAUAACAAGAGGUAAUGUGUGUGAGUUCCUGAUUUUGGUGUUGAAAAUAAAAUUGACAUAACUGAUAGAUUGUGCCGCCCACCCCUCUUUUUCCUUAUCAACACAAAAAGUUGGACUUCUGUCAAAUAUUAUGUCACAAACCUUUGCACCCCCCCCCCCCCAACCAAAAAAAUGUUUCACAUCACUUCUAAUGUUAUUGUAUUGUCAUUGUAUUAAUAUAUAUUUAAUGUUAAACUCCAAUCUGUUUAUCCGGUCCUAUUUCAAGGUUGUUAAAAUGUAUUGCUGCUCCAAUUGUCUUCUGAUCCACAAAAAUUAUUUUUGCUUCCUGUCAACUUUCUGGUUGUACACUUGUGGUGUUUCCUAUCUAAAACCAAUAGGCCCUUGCUUUUUGUUAAGUAUACAAAAUAAUGAUGAAAAUUGCUGUUUUUCAGUGCAAACAGUUUCAAAUAAGUUCUGCAUUUAAUGUGAUGUCAUAUUGCAUGAUCCCACUACCCUUGUCACAUUGCAUGAUCCCACUACCCUUGUCACAAAUAUGUCCCCCUCCCCCCUAUAUGCAUAACAUCAUUUAAGGCUUGCCCCAACUUGUCUGCAUUUUUUAAAACUAUUGAUCUAUGUAAUUAUUAUAUGCCUGUAAUAUAGUUUUAUUGAUAAAGCCACCUUUUUAAUAAUCAAGCUGAUUUUAACAAUAAAUUUAGUUUUUUUUCUACUUUAUAGGUAAUAUUGUCUUCAUACUUAAUCUCUGAAGACUUGAACUAAAAAUCCACUUCCAACUAAAGUUUGUAAAAUUGACUAAGUGAUAGACUUCUACUAGUGUAGGAUGUAGGGACUAAGUGAUAGACUUCUACUAGUGUAGGAUGUAGGGACUAAGUGAUAGACUUCUACUAGUGUAGGAUGUAGGGACUAAGUGAUAGACUUCUACUAGUGUAGGAUGUAGGGACUAAGUGAUAGACUUCUACUAGUGUAGGAUGUAGGCAACUCAUGCCACUCCCAUGCAGUUAAGAAUCUAAUGUAAAAAAUCUUAAAAAAUAAAGAGAAAUUCCGUUAUAAUUUUGCGUCAAAUUUCUUUUCGAACGCAUUAUUUUGUUACACUAUAUAGUAUAGUGUGAACUGAAAAAAAGAUUUGACCCAAUUUCCGUUUGAUCCAAUUUCCGCCUAUCAAUUUUCCGUCGACAAAAUUUCUUUCAAACAAAUUUCCGGUAACGGAUAAAAUCAUAUUCUUUAUUUUAAAAAAACACUUUUUUGGACAUACCCAUAAUUAUAAACUAGUUUAUUUUAAACACUUUAUUAUGAUACAUCAAAAUAAAAAAAUAUUUUGAUAAAAAUGCAAAAUUUAAAUAAGUUAAAAAUUUAAAAAUAUUUCACAUUCUAGUUUAUUAUAGUUGGAAGAAUGUUUCAAGCUUCAUAUUUGUGAAUUCCAGCAAGGAGAGACAACAUUUUGCAAUGGCUCUGUCUAAUCAUGAUGGGGUAGCCAACAUUAGCUAUCUGUCAUCCAUAGGUAGUUCAUCUCUUAGGAAACUCUGUGCCCUUUUGAGAAAUGAAGGUAAUUAUAAGAAAACUGUAGUACAUUCCAUUGUCGCAUAGGGCAUAGAGCAAAUCAUGUCAAAAGUAAACCUUAGUUAAGGCAGGAAUUAUUUAUAUUUUUUUUACUCAAACUCAUUCUGAUCAGAAAAUCAUUUCAUAACAUGGUAAUGUGAAAAUCAAGUGAAUUUAUUGUAAUUUUAUAUAAUGUUUAUCAGGGCUGUGCUGGGUACUGACUCAGAGACCCGGAAAUUCUAUUAGCAGAUUCUGCACUUACCCGGAUCGGAAAAAAAAAAAUGUCACUGGUCGGGUGAUAAAAAAAGAGAGCUAUUUCUCAUUUUCUAUAGUGUCUUCCAGCCAAUGGGGAGAACUAUAGAACCACAUCAUUUUCUAUAGUGUCUUCCACCCAAUGGGGAGAACUAUAGAACCACAUCAUUUUCUAUAGUGUCUUCCACCCAAUGGGGAGAAAUAUAGAACCACAUCAUUUUCUAUAGUGUCUUCCACCCAAUGGGGAGAAAUAUAGAACCACAUCAUUUUCUAUAGUGUCUUCCACCCAAUGGGGAGAACUAUAGAACCACAUCAUUUUCUAUAAUGUCUUCCACCCAAUGGGGAGAACUAUAGAACCACAUCAUUUUCUAUAGUGUCUUCCACCCAAUGGGGAGAAAUAUAGAACCACAUCAUCAUUUUUACUUAAUUCUUAUAUCUGUUCCCUCCGUCUCCCCCCCCCCCCAAUUACAGUCUAAGCAUCAUUUUAACUACAAAACAGCUCUGCCCUUUCCUCUCUUCUUAACACCUGUUUCUCAAUUUCAAGGUAUAAUUCUGGUUACGGGUCACCACAACUUGGCAAAUAUUAUAAAGGGGUUGCAGCUAUAACAAGGUUGAGAACUGCUGGGUUAGGCUUUUAUUAUUAAGCUAUUAAUAUUUCGAAGCCUUUAACUUUGAUGCCUUUGUGAUAGCUGCUGGUUCCAUAAAUGAUCUUUUCACUUGACCCCAUUGGGUGAAAGACAUUAAAGAAAAUGAAUAGAUAAUUAUUUUUUUGUAACACCCAGCCUCGGACCUGCCAGGUAUUGUCUUAAUGGACCUGGACAGAGUGUAAAAAAACUGCACCCUUCUCAGCCCUAAUAUUUAUAUUGUGUCUCAGCGCAUACUUGACAAAGUUUGCCCAAGGUUCAAUUAAACAACAAAUAUGGACAUUUAAAAAAAAAAGAACUCAUUUGUGAUUGUAAUCUAACUUUUCUUUAAAGAAUGCAACAUUAAAAACAUGACAUGAAAAGAGAUUUACAUCAAAGAAAAACACCGCAAAAAUUUGCUUUACCAAUUCGUAUAGUUUUGAAGGACUCUGAAAUUUUAAAGUUGCAUUUAUUAAAAUAAUAUGUGUACAUUUUUGCUUCUUUUUUCCAGGUCACAGAGUUCUCAGUGGCAAUUCAGCAUUCACACUGACAACAGAAGUCUUGUCUCAUAUUAAUGGUGCUUGUCGACGUCACAGUGUGACCGAGCUUGAGAACCUCCCAGCAGGAAAUGGAGGAGGUUCAUUUUUAGCACUGACAAAAAGGAUGCAAGAACAGCAACAGGCCAUCAAAGCAAAGACAGAGUGGGCUGUUUGUAUUCAGUUUAUUCAAGAUUUCAUGCUCAGCACACCAAGUUUAAAGGUAUGA
Lymnaea stagnalis (great pond snail) is the source of this 9038-nucleotide messenger RNA. NCBI's taxonomy places the organism in Eukaryota, Metazoa, Mollusca, Gastropoda, Lymnaeidae. The record is from the annotation of a GenBank genome assembly.